CUACAGCCCUGGGAGCCACCAAGGUGCACUCGACUCAGUGGCCUUCCAGGCUUCGGUUCCUGCUCCGCGCCCCGCAGAAACCGCGGCUCGCUGGCCAGGGGCUCUUCCAACUUCCAGCAGGAGCAGGUGCACAGCAAAACAAAGAAUAAAGAUUAUGAAGAAAGAGAAGAACUUCCCAGGCCCACGCAGCCGUCGCUCCCAACGGGGUGGGCCUCCCAACGGGGUGGGCUCCCAACGGGGUGGGCCGGUUCCUUCCUUGCACCCUCUUCUCUCCCGGUGCCUGCGGUCCCACCUUCCAGAUACCCCUCGGAGAGUCCAGCUGAGCUCUCGCCAGAGCUUUCCCCUUCCAACCCGCUCGAAUUGCCCAGACCCCAAGCUGGGCUUCUCUCUCCAUCGCCCCAGAAAGUGGGUCUUGGAGACCGAGGCAAGAAUUUGGGCCUCCGCUUUUGUUCCAGACCUCCGACCCCUUGCCAAAAUGCAGCAGGUGUGCAGAUUGGGCCGCGCGUGGUUCCUGGCUGGGUUUAUGGAGCCUGCGGCCCAGGCAGGCUCCGCAGACCCCGAGCCAGAGUGGGAUUUAACGGCGGCCGGUGCGCUGUGCUUGGUCAACCCCGGUAACCGUCACACUGCUAGUGAUAUGAAAACAACCGGCCAGCGUUCUGCUUUUCUGCCUCGCUGCAGUCUUUAGCACCCGCCAGGGUUCCGUCCGAGUGUUUGGAUUUUGUAAUCCUCCUCUCUUUGGCCAACUCCCCGUUCUUGGCCGAGAGCUCGCCCUUGGCUGGGCUCAGUCCUGCCAGCCUUGCGGGACCCUAGCCCCGGGCGGCUCUGCCUGAGGCCCAGUUCUCACUGAUGCGGAGUGGCCCAAGGGUGGGAGCAGUGGUUAAUGCCGGAGUGAUUAAUACAAGCUCCAGUAAAAGCGAAAGUAAGAAAAUAAAACGGACUUCAGUAUACAUAUACAAUGUGUAUAUGGAUACAUGUACAUACAUAUUACACAUAUGUGUAUGUAACGCACGUUUGUUAAAAUGAGGUCAUAAUGUUCAUGCUGUUUCAUAACCACUUUCUUUCAAUGACCACCUUUUCAUUUCAGUAAAUCUUCGUAUUCUCA
Pongo pygmaeus (Bornean orangutan) is the source of this 1102-nucleotide messenger RNA. RefSeq lists its product as uncharacterized. The record is from RefSeq and is a predicted model, not a curated record. The coding region runs from base 155 to 685 and encodes 176 amino acids. NCBI's taxonomy places the organism in Eukaryota, Metazoa, Chordata, Mammalia, Primates, Hominidae. The transcript has 2 exons.